Amaranthus tricolor (Joseph's coat) is the source of this 1313-nucleotide messenger RNA. Its product is annotated as caffeoyl-CoA O-methyltransferase 5. Gene Ontology annotation, molecular function: S-adenosylmethionine-dependent methyltransferase activity; O-methyltransferase activity. The transcript is spliced from 5 exons. The coding region runs from base 248 to 1027 and encodes 259 amino acids. Lineage: Eukaryota; Viridiplantae; Streptophyta; Magnoliopsida; Caryophyllales; Amaranthaceae. The record is from RefSeq and is a predicted model, not a curated record.
GCGAAACUCCACGAAAAUGUGAUGAUGUUUCAUGGGUCCACUUACCCAACUUUUCACCAACUCCAAACCGGUUAAAGUUACCGGUCUAAUAACCUCCCACUAUCUUAUUUCAUUAUUCAAAAAGAGAUACUAAACCGGUACUUCUAGUUCCAUAUAUUUUGUGACCAAAAUCUUAAAAACAUUUCAGGCUUGAAACCACAAAAGAAAGAGAUCAAGAAACAUAAGUAGAAUAAAAAAUACCACAAAAAUGGCUGAUGUCGUAGUAGAGAAGCAAAUCACAAAUGUAUACAAGCAAGAAGAACAGCAACAAACUAAAGAAAUCAAGCAUUCUGAGGUUGGACAUAAGAGUCUUCUUCAAAGUGAUGCUCUAUAUCAGUAUAUUCUUGAGACUAGUGUCUAUCCAAGAGAACCAGAGCCCAUGAAGGAGCUCAGAGAAAUCACCGCUAAACAUCCAUGGAAUCUUAUGACAACAUCUGCAGAUGAAGGGCAAUUUUUGAAUAUGCUUAUUAAGUUGAUUAAUGCAAAGAACACCAUGGAAAUUGGGGUUUACACUGGUUACUCUCUUCUUGCUACCGCUCUUGCACUUCCUGAUGAUGGAAAGAUAUUGGCAAUGGAUAUAAACAGGGAAAAUUUUGAAUUGGGUUUACCAGUGAUGCAAAAAGCUGGUGUUGCCCACAAAAUAGAUUUCAGAGAAGGUCCUGCCUUGCCUCUUCUUGAUCAAUUGCUUGAAGAUCCCAAGAAUCAUGGAUCAUAUGAUUUCAUUUUCGUUGAUGCGGACAAAGACAACUAUUGGAACUACCACAAGAGGUUGAUUGAUCUUGUAAAGGUAGGAGGACUUAUCGGCUACGACAACACCCUAUGGAACGGCUCUGUGGUUGCGCCACCAGAUGCUCCGAUGAGGAAAUACGUUAGGUACUACAGAGACUUUGUGUUGGAAUUCAACAAAUCUAUUGCUGCUGAUCCGAGAGUCGAAAUUUGCCAGCUUCCGGUAGGUGACGGUGUUACCCUAUGUCGCCGAGUUAACUGAUUUUUCUCAACAAUCACGGUCGCCAUCACUCACCAACUAUUGGAAAGCUUUUUUUUUUUUUUUUUUUUUUUUUUUUUUUUUUUUUUGCAGUGUUAUGCAUAUUUACUAUACUCUUGUUUGUAUAAUUGAUUAUUGAAUGAUAUGAUAUGAACCAACAGACAAACUGAUGCUGUGGCAUAGGUCUGUAAUAAUUAGAGUUUUUGUUACAGUUCUAUUUUUUUUUUCUUCAGUCAACCAUUAGUAAAGAAGGAAUCUCGUAGAGUGUUGCUAAACUUCGUCAUCCCUU